GCUACCGGAAUUGUGAAGGUGGUGGAUGGUUAACGUGGCUGUUGCUGGCUUUUUAACAGUGGCUCUGUGCUCCUCACACGAAGUCGGACUGUAUGAGUAUAGUCACGCCGUAGGAGCGCGCGGGUUGGCAACAGGCUAUCUCCUUCCUGUAAAAAUGCUAUAGUGAGAACUUCGACACUGGAGAUGAGCUCAUCGACGGACAGCGACUGGAGAGACCUGGAUACGACUCCGGAGUUCCGCGAGUUCGUCGGGAAAAAGCUGGACCAGGUGGUGGAGUGCAUGAUUAAGGAGAAGGACAGGUGCAAGCAUCUUCGGCCAGUGCCGGUGGAGGGCAGUGUUCAGCUGUUCUCGGGGGCGCCACCGCUGCAGGUGGCCGACGAGGCCGCGCCUGAGCCGGCGCCCAAGCGGCCCCGGCUGGCUGGCGUCGAUCUGCAGAAGUACCAGCUGAAGAAGAAGAGCCGCUGCGAGCGGCGGCCGACCGCCGGCGACGGCCGGGCGGCGCCACCAGACGCCUCGGGCUCGGCCUUGGGGGCGCAGUCGUCGCCUCAGAGUGAGACCGGAGCUGCUGCGGCGCCAGGUGACGGCAGCUCCGACAGCAGCGAUGACGAGGACCUGGCUCGCUUUGCGGAGGCCGCCGUACCCGCGGACUUUAUGUCGGCACUAGCGACGAGUAAAACGGUGAAACUGGACGCGACGUGAUUUUGUGUGCCUUGUCCUCCGCAGAUUGUAGAUUGCGAUUGGAGAGAUCGCAAAGGCUUAUGAUGCUUUUGGUAUGUUGAUAUGCUGGCAAGUUUUUUGUAAUAAAUGAUACUGCGUUGUGUA
Pollicipes pollicipes is the source of this 822-nucleotide messenger RNA. RefSeq lists its product as uncharacterized. The transcript is spliced from 2 exons. The record is from RefSeq and is a predicted model, not a curated record. Bases 184 to 699 code for a protein of 171 amino acids. Gene Ontology annotation, biological process: Wnt signaling pathway. NCBI's taxonomy places the organism in Eukaryota, Metazoa, Arthropoda, Thecostraca, Pollicipedomorpha, Pollicipedidae.